This is a messenger RNA of Drosophila guanche, 857 nucleotides long. RefSeq lists its product as uncharacterized. The transcript has 2 exons. NCBI's taxonomy places the organism in Eukaryota, Metazoa, Arthropoda, Insecta, Diptera, Drosophilidae. Bases 436 to 651 code for a protein of 71 amino acids. The record is from RefSeq and is a predicted model, not a curated record.
UGUGACUCUCGGAUUCACUGUGUCGUCUACCCUUAACGGGUGCAGUUCGUUCUGGUCUCGAUUUGAAUCGUGUGACUCGUGCGCGUGCCACAGUUCUGGCUGCCCAUCGAUUUUGUGCAGAAAAGAAGAAAGAAAAGGCAGAAAGUUUUCCUCUUUCCCAGUGAAAAAACCCCACAAAACAAAGCUCAAGUCGCAGCCAAGUAAAGAAAAUCCACCAUGAAAUAACAAGGAAAUAUCCAAAAAUAAUCCAAGAAUCAUAGUACAACUUUUCCCCCAAGCGGAGUGCAAAAUUUUCUCUGUUAUACAGAAAGCCAGACCCCAGACCCCAGACCCCGUCCUCACAAAUACACACAUAGUACAUGUAUGUGGAUACAAAUGUAUAUGUUACAUUUAGGAUAUAAAAAGUAAAGAAAGGAUUUGAACAAAGCUACGCGAAUGUGCGCUUUUGGUUACCUAUUGUUUUUUGCCCUAUUGCUAACAACAAUUCUGGUGCUAUCCAUCAUAUUUGCCACGACCUCAAAGCGAUCCAUGUUGGACAGCUUUGUUCUCGUAUUCAAUUACACACAGGAACAACAGCAACAAGAGCCACAACAGCAGCAAGAGGACUAUCUGGAACAGCCACAAAUGUUCCUGAAACAGAAAUCCUUUUGAGUUUGAGUUUAAAUAAAUAAAUCUGAGGGCUUAUCUAAAUCUUGCUUAAAAAAAAGAAAAGGGGAAACGAAAAAUCAAUUGGACACGACUGUGCGCAAGCAAAAGAAUUUCAUUGUACGAAGAGCAAAAACAACAAAUAAAACACUUGCAGUGCGGUAUUCAAAUUGUGUGAGGCUAUAAAACCAUUCCGUUGCUAAACAUUUACG